Molecule: messenger RNA, 636 nt
Organism: Acytostelium subglobosum LB1
Lineage: Eukaryota; Evosea; Eumycetozoa; Acytosteliales; Acytosteliaceae
Exons: 3
Coding region: 1-636 (211 amino acids)
Source: RefSeq, a predicted model, not a curated record
AUGAGUCUAAAGAGAAGUAGAGUUGAGUAUGAAUCAGCUGCUGAUGAGGGAGCAGGCAGCAGCAGCACGAUCUGUCAAAGGGAGACUAAGAAUAUAAAGAGUGAUACAGAGGCUAUAUCAGAGAGGACACUGCGACUGAUGAAAAAGAGUAACAGCAAUGUCAACGCCACUCCCGCCAACGUCAUUGUCAACGGUAACAGCAAUAGUAUAGCCAACAACAACAACAACAACAAGAAUAAUAAUGUAAAUAAUAAUAAUGUAAAGAAUAAUAAUAGUAAUAAUAAUAAUAGUAAUAAGAAAGAUGUUGAGAUGUUGGUUGAGAAUAUAGAGUUCUCUGAUCACUUUAAGAAUGGAAAGAAGGGCAACUGUAGAGUGUGCUCGGGCAACUCAACAACAGUGUGCCAAUGUCCAUCGUGCAGUCACAAUCUAUGCUCGAGAUGUGCUCGUCGCUGCAACACCUGCUCAGAUGUCUUUUGUCGUCUAUGUUGCAUUACAAAGGACUCCCAUCAUCAUCAUCAUCUCGAUCAAUGUUGCUCACUUGCUCAAUGUUGCGAUAUUCAUUCAUACUCUGACUGUGACUCUGAUUCCGACUCUGACUCUGACUCUGACUUUGACAAUUGCCAUGAACAUUGUUGA